AUGUCUACCAUAAAUGCUCCCCGUCACACCUGCCCAUCAAAUGCAACCACCCGGCCUGGCCAGAUAGUGCUCGAUGCACAGGUCAAGAGGCGUACCAAGGCGCAAAAGAAUGCUGAUGACCUUGCCCUCAAGAAAGCAAAGGAAGCAAAGGAAGCACAGACCCAAAAGGGACUGGAGCGCCUGGCUGGUAUGCAAAAUGAGAUGGAACAGGCGCAGGAGGAAUUACUCACCAAAAAAACGGCUCCCAUUUGGCCUAAGCCAAGGGCUCGUAAGGUGACAAAGCCUGUAGUAGGGAAUGGUGAUAAUCAUACUGGCAGCCUAAUGGACGCUGAUGAGGCAGACAGCCACCAGGAGGCUGUCAAGAACAUGUGGGAUGAAACUGCAGGAGCAAAGAAGAGGGUAAUGAAGAAAGGUGGAAAGCCGUUGAUAAGGGACACUAUCAGUGACAUGCAAGGCAAGAUCAGCAAAGCAUCAUCAAAAGUGGAAGGUGAUAACACCAUGACACGUGUAUCUGAUGGGAAAGAUGCACCAAUGUGUCAUAUCCUGUAUUCCGGACCUAUGUCCGAUAAUAUUCCCACGCCUCAUCCGGACCUUCGGACACCUUAUCCAUGUCUCCAGUCCUCUACCCAUCCGGAUCCCUGCACCUCUGCACAUCCACAUCCACACAUCCACAUCCAGAUCCCUUUACCUCCAUACAUCAGACCUCCAUACCUCCACAGCUAG
Suillus fuscotomentosus is the source of this 723-nucleotide messenger RNA. RefSeq lists its product as uncharacterized. NCBI's taxonomy places the organism in Eukaryota, Fungi, Basidiomycota, Agaricomycetes, Boletales, Suillaceae. Bases 1 to 723 code for a protein of 240 amino acids. The record is from RefSeq and is a predicted model, not a curated record. The transcript has a single exon.